This is a messenger RNA of Olea europaea var. sylvestris, 2572 nucleotides long. RefSeq lists its product as uncharacterized. NCBI's taxonomy places the organism in Eukaryota, Viridiplantae, Streptophyta, Magnoliopsida, Lamiales, Oleaceae. Bases 582 to 2384 code for a protein of 600 amino acids. The record is from RefSeq and is a predicted model, not a curated record. The transcript is spliced from 11 exons.
UAAUUUCAAAUUUUAUUUCAAUUUCUUCGUCCGGAUUAUUGAUUUAGAGUUUUUGGAUUGAUUGCAAAUAAUGAUUUAUAAUGGAAUGUGAUCGGAUGACACGCUGAGAGUUGAGCUUACGAGCAGUAAUAGAUUCCAGUUCGUGAAUAUGUACGCUUAGCAGCAAGUACUGUGAAACCGUUUUCAUGAGGCUUGUAUUUAAAAUUGUGGAUAUAUUUGGUAGUGAACAUCAAAAUAAAGGAACUGCAUCGUUUGAUCACCCCAAGCCCUAAAAAUUAGGACAAGAAAUUCUGAAGUGGGUAUGUGAUGUACGUUAAUUCGAGCGGAUCUGACAAAGAAGAGGGACAGCAUGUUAAAUCUGUAAAUAUACAUUUGGGAAGGGAGCACUUUACCUUUGGAUCCUUGGUACAUCUACUGAAGAGUUACAGCAUAAUUUUGAUGUGGAGCUUCCUGAUCAUCUCAAAAAACCUCCAACCUAUGCACGGAACUUUCUGGAAUUCUGCUCAUACAAAGCUCUGCAUCUAGCAAUUACACGUCCUAAUUAUUUGGGCAACAAGGGGUUUCACCGCUUGACGUUUGACAUGAUGCUUGCAUGGGAUGCCCCUGGUGCUGAUAGUGACCUCAUAGUUAACUUGCAGGACACUGCUUCUUGCAGUAAACAGGAUGUGGAGGAUGAGGACGGUUGGUCACUAUUUUAUUCUAAUUCCACCAAUAUGGCUGUUCAGGUUGAUGACAAGAAAACUGUUGGUCCAGAGGGUUUUGCACGGAUAGCUCCAGCAUGUCCUAUUAUUGCAGAUAUAAUAACAGUUCACAAUCUCUUUGAUGUUCUGACAAGUUCAUCAGGUCAUCGACUUCAUUUUCUAAUAUAUGACAAGUACCUUCGGAGUCUUGAAAAGGUUGUGAAAUCUGUGCAAAAUGUGGGACCUCAAAUCAUGUCUAACUGUUCACUUGCUGAGGAUGAGAUCAUCGUUGAUAUAGAUGGUACAGUCCCCACCCAACCAGUUUUGCAACAUGUUGGGAUGUCUGCAUGGCCUGGAAGAUUGACGUUGACCAACUAUGCUCUGUACUUUGAGUCUGGUGUUGGUUUAUAUGACAAUGCUGUGCGAUAUGAUUUGUCAACAGACAUGAAACAAGUUUUAAAGCCUGAACUAACUGGUCCUUUGGGUGCACGUCUCUUUGAUAAAGCUGUCAUGUACAAGUCAAUAUCAAUAGCAGAGCCUGUUUAUUUGGAAUUUCCUGAAUUCAAAGGUUCUUCACGGAGGGACUAUUGGUUGGAUAUCAGCCUUGAGAUUCUGCGGGCUCACAAGUUCAAUAGGAAGUAUAAUUUGAAAGAAAGUCAGCAGUCUGAAGCACUUGCUCGGGCAAUUCUUGGAAUUUUCCGGUACCGUGCACUUAGAGAAGCUCUUCACGUCUCCUCGUCCAAUUUCAAAACCCUGUUGUGUUUUAACUUGGCUGAAAGUAUUCCUGGGGGAUAUAUGAUAAUGGAAACUCUAUCAAGUUGCCUGAAACAGGGUUCCAGCUCCAUGCAACAGGAUAUAUUAAGUUCUCCAAGCAGAAAGAGACAGCCGUUAUUUCCAGUUGCACUUUUGACUCUUCGUAUACUAAGAAUUAUUUCAUCCAGGGAGACAGAUAUGAAUGAAGAAGCAACAUUUCAGGUUGGAGAUGUUUGUGUUGGCAAAGAAAAUCCAUUAGAAACUAUAGUGAAGCAGUUGAAACGGGAUACAGGAAGAGCUGAAGCUGCUCAAGCAACUGUUGCUCAGGUGAAAGUAGAAGGUGUUGAUACCAAUGUAGCUGUCAUGAAGGAAUUGCUUUUCCCUCUCAUAGAAUUAUUUAAUCGGCUGCAACUUUUGGUGUCAUGGGAAGAUCCCUACAAAUCAUUGAUGUUCGUGUUACUCAUAAGCUAUUUGAUAAUUAGGGAUUGGAUCAGGUACAUGCUUCCACUCAUCUUUAUGUUUCUGGCACUCAUCAUGCUAUGGAAUAGGCAUGUCAACAGAAGGAAGCAUUUGGAAGCAUUCAAAAUCGUUGCUCCCCCGAGUAAAAAUCCAUUGGAACAACUGAUAACAUUACAAGAUGCUAUAGCUCAAGUCGAGAUACUGAUUCAAAGUGGCAACAUUAUUCUUCUGAAGCUACGAGCUCUUCUAUUAGCUGCUGCUCCGCAGGCAACAGACCAUGUGACUCUGUUGUUGGUUUUCAUGGCAGUGGCAUUUGCAGUAGUACCACUGAAAUUCAUAAUGCUCUUAGCUUUUUGGGAAUUUUUUACCAGGAACACGAGCCUAAGGAAGGAUAUAAGUGAAAGAUGGCUGAGACGGACGAAGGAGUGGUGGAUCAGAAUCCCAGCAGCUCCUCUUCAGCUUAUCAAGCCGGAUGACAAAAAGAGGAAGUAAGUUGAUCUAAAUACGACUACCAUAUGAAACCAUAUAUUCAGCUAACCUUCUGUAAUUGAAUCUCAUCUAUAUACUACAAUCAUAAUUCUUUGGGGAUUUUUAAAAAUUUCCUAUUUCGAUGGUCAAAGUGAAAAAAUAGUCCACUUGUAAUCCUUUAUUUAUCAAAUGUCUAACCCACUGCAUUGAAU